Molecule: messenger RNA, 1531 nt
Organism: Osmerus eperlanus (European smelt)
Lineage: Eukaryota; Metazoa; Chordata; Actinopteri; Osmeriformes; Osmeridae
Product: salivary glue protein Sgs-3-like
Exons: 2
Coding region: 553-993 (146 amino acids)
Source: RefSeq, a predicted model, not a curated record
CCUAAUUUAUACUUAGGUCGCAGACACUUUUGAAAAGGUCGCCGACAGAAAUUACGUCACGGUCGACACUUUUAACCAUCGCUUGGAAGUGUCGCCUACCAGGAGAAAUUUCUACUGACGCUGAUGUCGUCACAUAGUGUCGCGCAAGUGUGAUUGGCUAGAUAGACGGCACGCAUCGUUGACUUCAUUGUUUUGAAUUUUCAGCAAGCGCUCAACAGCUGUUUUCUAACAGCUGUUUAUGAUGGAAGGAAUAGAGGAGAGAUUGGCGGAGCAAGUUAGAAAAUAUCCACACCUUUAUAAUGCCUCUCUGCCAUGUUAUAAAGAUCAUCAAGUGCUAGUAAAUUCAUGGGGGGAGAUUUCGCAAACGAUUGGCUUGACAGUAGUGGAGUGCAAGGCCCGGUGGAAGAAACUGCGUGACAGGUAGCUAGAGCUAACGUUAAAUUCCUCCUGGUGGUGGCUAAUGAAGCUAACAACAGUCAGAAUACUGGUACAAAUAAAAUAGCUAUUAUAGAUAGUGUUGUUAUUUUAAUAAAGGUCACUCAUAAUAGUAGCAUGUACGUGUACAGGUAUAACAAGGCAAAAAAGAGGAUGGCGGGAAGAAGCGGCGAUGCCGCGGGAAAGCGUGUCCCCGACAUUUAUAUAAGCCUCUCAUGGAUGCACGACUUUGUCAGGCUCACCAACAACACCAUGACAAACUUUCCGGAGACAGAGGCGGUGACAUCAGAGAAUGAAGAAACUAUUAACAGGGAAGACUUGGAUGCAAUCUUCUCUGGGACCAGCACAGCAGAACCAGCUUCAUCACAGCCAGCUUCUACACAGCCAGCUUUUACACAGCCAGCUUCUACACAGCCAGCUUCUACACAGCCAGCUUCUACACGGCCAGCUCCUUCACAGCCAUCUCAGCGCCGAAAGAGGAAAGGCUCAGAAGAGGCAAUCCUGGAGAGGCUGGAGGAGCUACGGAGGAUCCGGGAGGAGAGACUUGGCCAGAGCUGAGAAUGAGGACAGUGUUUUUGGCAACAUGGUGGCCAGCAUGCUCCAAAAACUGCCUCCACAGAAGAAGAGCGAAGCAAAGUUUGCCAUACACAAACUCCUAUUUGAGAUGGAGCAAGCAGGGCAAAAUACAGAGGAGUAGUCUCACAAUAAAAAAAGAAAUCAAAGAUUUUGAUGAGAUGUAUAUUAUUAUUUAUUAUUGCAGUAUAUUAUUAUUUAUUAUUGCAGUUAUUGUUGUGGCGGGUGGGGAUUGAGGAGAUCUCUUCUGAUGUGGUCAAGCUGCCAGGGUACCUGACCCUGUGUUGAUUGAAAAAACAUCUUGAGGUCAUCCCUGGUGGCAACGGCAGCUUGGGAUGCCCUCGCGUUUGACAGACGCCCAAUAUCCAUGAGGUUAUUGUCCCCGGCAACCACCCGUCUCCACUCCCCUGGCUGGAUCUCCUGAGCUGCUGACACUGUGUCAGUAAAGUUUGGUGGGAUAUACCUGACAGAUGAAAUAUGUACAAACACACAUUAUACAGGGUGAUGAGUUGGAUUAUAUAAG